Scophthalmus maximus (turbot) is the source of this 1433-nucleotide messenger RNA. RefSeq names its product leucine rich repeat containing 23 (gene lrrc23). Bases 307 to 1242 code for a protein of 311 amino acids. The transcript has 8 exons. The record is from RefSeq and is a predicted model, not a curated record. Gene Ontology annotation, molecular function: protein binding. NCBI's taxonomy places the organism in Eukaryota, Metazoa, Chordata, Actinopteri, Pleuronectiformes, Scophthalmidae.
GAGGCCAAGUCCCUUCAGCCUCCUUUGAUAUCGAGACGAAACUCGGCAAUAACCCGACCAGUCGCGCUACAUGUGUGUUCAGUUAAGACAAACCGAGCGGGUCUCCGUUGUCGUCGCGUACAACUUUCUUCUCUCUCCAUCCCAGAUGUCAGAGGAGGCGCUGCCUGGGUGUUCGUAACGGGGAAGAUGGAGAGCGGAAGUGUAACAGGUUAGGUGCCGCUAACACCAGACAGUCGUUAGUCGUCAACCGGUGGACGACGACGACAACAACAUCAACAACAGCAGCAGCAGGUUGACGGUCCAGUCAUGUCGGACGUAGACGGCGAGGAUGAUGAGACCUAUGAAGUCGGAGACAACGAGAAGGUGCAGAUUUGCCCUUUGACCCAAGAAACCAUAAGUCAGGGCCUGUCAUUACUUUGCCGAACCGGAAAUGGACUGGGACAUGCCUUUGUCAAACUGAACCUGAAAGACAAAGGACUGAAUGACAUGGCUGCAAUUAGCAGUUUUAUUCACCUUCGUUUUCUGGACGUAUCCAACAACCACCUCACUGAUCUUUCCCCCCUGGCGACACUGAUCCAGCUGCUUUGGCUGAAGAUUGACAAUAAUGCUGUGGCAUGCUUCAAAGGGCGUCCGUUCACUCAGUUAAACUACCUGCAGUGGCUGAGUAUGACGGCCAACCAGCUGACCGACCUCAGUGGCCUCGUUGGACCUGCUCUGGAGACCCUCAAUCUAACAGGUAACCGUAUUAACCGUAUUAAUGGACUUCAACGUGGGAGUUUUGACAACCUGGCAACCCUAGUGCUGAAAGGAAACCACCUCGAGACCACUGAUGGCAUCAACCUUCCAAACCUGCGGCAAUUAUAUCUAGCCCAAAAUAUGAUCAUACGUCUGGAGGGUUUGGAGAAGUUGGAGCGCCUCACCACCCUCCAUCUUCGAGACAACAAGCUAGCCACUCUGGAGGGUCUCAGCCCCAGCAUGAGGUGUCUUCAGUACCUCAAUGUCAGAGGAAAUGCAAUCUUGGAUGAGAUUUCCCUACAGUACCUUGGGCUUGUGUCAAAAACACUACGCACCUUGGUGCUUUCUGACAACCCAGUGGUGGAAACGACAGACCACCGACUAAGUGUACUGAUUCUCGUGCCACAGCUGGAGCGAGUUGACAAGGUUCCCGUCUCCCCUGAGGAGAGGAUUGAGGCCCGGGACAAAAUCAAGGAACAUAAAGAAGAGGAAGUGCCUGAACCAUAAGAUUUGAAAUAAUGGCCAGAAUAAGGAAGCGUUUCACUUCCUCAUUCCUCACACGUUAGGUGUGACUGUGAGAAGCAUUGUGCAUCUUGUAUGAUGCAUCAUCCAUACAUUUGUACAUUACGAGUGCUUGUGUCAUCUUUUCUCACAAUUACAAUCUUUUUUAUCCAUAAUAAAAAUCUUUAAAUUUGUCA